AUGACAGAUGCCUGCGGUGGAGGAGAACGCGCUGCAGCCCCCGCUUCCAGCCUGGAUGCCUCCGACCCGGAGCUGCACUAUGAGGAGGAGGAGGAGGAGGAAUCGGAGGAGUCGGAGCCCUCAGACACCAGCAGCAUCUUCUCCGAUGACUCCGUCUACCCUUGCUACGAGCUCUCCCUGGGGGCUGGUGGUGCCAGGGACCUCAGCCUCUACCAGUGCUGUGCCAGGAACGAUGCCAAGCUGGUGCAGGAGAGGCUGGAGCACGGGGUGACCCGGAGUGAGGCCACGGAGCUGGACAUCAACGGGAGGAACGGGCUGAUGGUCGCCUGCUACAAGGGCUUCGUGGACAUCGUGCCCCUGCUGUGGAAGUGCCCCUACAUAAACGUCAACCAGCAGGACAAGGAUGGGAACACGGCCCUCAUGAUGGCUGCCCAGGCAGGACACAUCACCAUCGUCAACUACCUCCUCAACUACUACCCUGCGCUCGAGGUGGACAAGCGAGACCCCCGGGGCCUGACGGCGCUGAUGAAGGCUGCGGUGCAGGGGCGGCAGGACUGCGUGGCCGCCCUGCUCCUGGCCGGAGCAGACCUGCAAGCGGUGGAUUCCAUCAAGGGGAAGACGGCCAGGGAGUGGGCAGCCUUCACGGGCCGCUUCGAGACGACCGUGCGGAUUCGGAGCCUCCUGCAGCGCCCGCGGGCGGAGCAGUUCGGCACCCGGUACCGGCCCGAAUGGCCAGCGCUGGCCGAGCUGGUGGCCAAGGCCCUGAGCUCCAAAUCCAGGGGCAAGAGGCUGUCGGAGAAGAUCCGAUCCAUGUUCACCUUCAACUUCCCCCAUGACCCCGAGGAGGACGGUGUGAUGGACCACAUGGUGAGGAUGACCACCUCCCUCGCCAGCCCCUUCGUGGCCACUGCUUGCCAAACCAUCUGCCCCGACAGCCCCCCAGAGGUGGGCAAGCGCAGGCUGUCCGUGCCGGAGAUCCUCGGGCAGCACGUGCCGGACCUGGAGGCUGAGCCAGACCCCACCUCGUGCCCCAGCACCGGCGCUUCCUCUUGCAACGGCCAAGCCAUGUCGGAGAUCCGGCUCCUGCCACCGCGCCAGCCGGCCAGCGGCCUCCUGGGCUUCCUGCCCCCGCGCGUGAACAGCAUCUUCCCCGGAGAGCCCGUCCCGAAAAUCAAAGUGAGCAAAACCUCCUCCCCGCCCGCCAGCACGAGGGAGCGGAGGCGGCGGGGAGGGGACAAGGACCUGCUGCAGCCGCCCAAGUGGAGGUACAAGGAGCUGAAGGAGGAGAAGAAAGCGGCCAAGGAGGCGAAGAGUGAGGAGAAGAAGAAGAAAGGGGGAAAGAGACGCUAA
Leptosomus discolor (cuckoo roller) is the source of this 1350-nucleotide messenger RNA. It is a transcript of the gene ANKRD33, whose product is annotated as ankyrin repeat domain 33. Gene Ontology annotation, molecular function: protein binding. The record is from RefSeq and is a predicted model, not a curated record. NCBI's taxonomy places the organism in Eukaryota, Metazoa, Chordata, Aves, Leptosomiformes, Leptosomidae.